AUGGCGGCAGUGGCGACACUACUGCGGAGGGCGAGGGACUACGUGCAGACCAAGGAGUUCCGGGAAUACCUGACUAGCACGCACUUCUGGGGUCCGGUGGCCAACUGGGGCCUUCCGCUGGCCGCCUUCAAGGACAUGAAGGCGUCCCCGGAGAUAAUCAGCGGCCGCAUGACGACAGCGCUCUUUUUCUACUCGCUGGCCUUCAUGCGCUUCGCCUACCGCGUACAGCCUCGAAACUUGCUGCUGAUGGCGUGCCACGGCGCCAACGUGACGGCGCAGAGUAUUCAGGGGACCCGCUACCUACUCUACCACUAUGGUGGCAGCAUCGGAAUGACCACCCCUGCCGACUCUCGCGACCCUUCAGCGACCAGCUCCAGCAAGGCGUCCGCCGCCCCUGCUUCUCGGCCCCCAAAAUGACUCUUAAGGACUGAGUGAUCGAAUCUUUGCAUCUUGCAAGCGCUAAGUUUCUCCUACAGAAAAGACCGAUUGAAGCUUGGGUUCUGACUCUACAACAGUGCGAAUCUGACUUAAACCUGCAAUUUGGUUAAUAAAAAGAAAAGGAAAAUAGCACCGACUGAAGCUGUUGAGUCCUGCUUAUUUUGUGAACUAGAAAUGUUUUUAGAGGGCGAGGGUAGAUUAGCUGGUCUUCCUUUUCAUGGGACCUGCAACUUUGGGGUUAGUUUAUAUGGGGAAGGAAGACUUUUUGUUUUUCUGCUUUACUGGGAAAGACACUUCAAAUUAUCCACUAACUCAUAGGUUUUUGUUUUUUAAAGGUCUCUUGAGAACAUGUUUUUGUUACUUGUUUUGGUGUCCAGGCGAAAUACGGUUGGUUAGUAUCACACAUAACUUAAAACUUGGUACAGCUACAAAUCUCUGCACGCACACACACAAAGUCCAGGGACGAUUUCUACUGAGGGAAAUACUUUGAAGUGUGUAAAUAAAUUCAGUGAAGACCAGGUUAGACUUUAAGGAGUACUUAUUAAGGGAACUUAGAAUCUCUUUGUGACUGAGAACAAUUACGGAAUCUUCCUUGGAAACAGGAUACACAACUCCAAGGAUGGUUGCUGUCAGCCCUAGAUUCUAGGUAAAUAGGAAAAAAAAUGAUGAAAAUCAGAAUUCUUUCCUCCUUUUACUUAUCCCUAAAAAUGGUUAACCUUUCACUGUGUUGGACACUAGCUAGGGUUGGGGGUGAGAGCCCAUGAUUCACGGCAUUAGCCCGGAGUAUUCCCCUAGAAUUCCCGUCAGUGCUACUACUGACUUAAACCUGAGAGUUACGAAAGGAGGGAAGAGAAGGAUGGAGCUGUGGGUGUGAGACCCUUAGGACUACCCUUUAGGAUUUGAUCCAAAAUCUUCCCCUGCCUCUGCCUCUGGGGAACGCAGGCCCAGGGCAGUACAUCAAGGAACCUCAAUGUAUGUGUUCGCUGUUAGUUGCUGUCGAGUUGGCCCCCUACUCAUGUUGACCCCAUGCACAAAGACAAAACACUGCAUAGUCAUGUGCCAUCCCCAUGAUCAGUUGCCGAUCGGACCAUUGUGAUCAAUAGGGUUUUGACUGGCUGAUUUUCUGAAGUAGA
Molecule: messenger RNA, 1571 nt
Organism: Loxodonta africana (African savanna elephant)
Lineage: Eukaryota; Metazoa; Chordata; Mammalia; Proboscidea; Elephantidae
Gene: MPC1L
Product: mitochondrial pyruvate carrier 1 like
Exons: 1
Coding region: 1-417 (138 amino acids)
Biological process (GO): pyruvate import into mitochondria
Cellular component (GO): mitochondrial inner membrane
Source: RefSeq, a predicted model, not a curated record